Molecule: messenger RNA, 2754 nt
Organism: Diaporthe citri
Lineage: Eukaryota; Fungi; Ascomycota; Sordariomycetes; Diaporthales; Diaporthaceae
Exons: 2
Coding region: 1-2754 (917 amino acids)
Cellular component (GO): nucleus
Molecular function (GO): RNA helicase activity; ATP binding; RNA binding
Source: RefSeq, a predicted model, not a curated record
AUGCCUCGCGCCGCGUCACCAACGCCUUCAGAUGGCGAGGUCGACAUCUUCGAUUCGCUAUACACCGACGAAGUAAACCAAAAAACCCAGGCGCCGGCAGACACCGACUUCGAUUUCCUUGACGAUGCGAACCAAGACGACGGCGACGAGGCCUUCAUCGCCCUCAAGCAAGCAGCCUCAUAUCGGAAAGCCGCACACCAGACCAAGGGAACCGGCCAAAAAGGAGGCGGUUUCCAGUCCAUGGGAUUGAAUGCAAAACUUCUCUCGGCUAUCCUUCGCAAAGGUUUCAAACAGGCGACUCCAAUUCAGCGAAAAUCAAUACCUCUUAUACUUCAACGGAGAGAUGUGGUGGGCAUGGCAAGGACGGGAUCCGGCAAGACCGCGGCUUUCGUCAUACCCAUGAUUGAGAGACUGAAAGCGCACAGUGCUCAAGUCGGCGCCCGAGCCCUGAUCAUGUCGCCUUCUCGAGAACUUGCACUGCAGACACUCAAGGUGGUGAAAGAGUUUGGGAAAGGCACAGAUUUGAAGUGUGUCUUGCUUGUGGGUGGUGACAGCUUGGAAGAGCAAUUCGCUUCCAUGACGACGAACCCGGAUAUCGUAAUCGCGACGCCCGGUCGAUUCCUGCAUCUGAAGGUGGAGAUGUCGCUGAACCUGUCCUCGAUAAAGUACGUUGUCUUCGACGAAGCAGAUCGGCUGUUCGAGAUGGGUUUCGGGACACAGCUCGCAGAGAUUCUACAUGCCCUGCCACCGUCGAGGCAGACCCUGCUGUUCUCCGCAACACUCCCUGCAUCGCUCGUGGAAUUCGCCCGCGCUGGCCUACAAGAUCCGAGCUUGGUGAGACUGGACGCGGAGACCAAGAUUUCGCCGAAGCUGGAAAGCGCAUUUUUCUCUGUGAAGGCUGCGGAGAAGGAGGCUGCCCUUCUUCACAUUCUACACGACGUUAUCAAGGUGCCGACAGGUGAGCCGGAAGGCCCUCCGCAAGACUCGGAUCGAGAUUCAAAGAAGAGGAAGCGAGGGCAGGAUGAGUCCAACCCGGAGAAGCCGACGGAGCACUCAACGAUCGUAUUUGUGGCCACCAAGCAUCACGUCGAGUAUGUGGCCGCCCUUCUGCGCGAGCAGGGAUUCGCAGUGUCAUACGUGUAUGGAUCCUUGGACCAGACUGCGCGAAAAGUCCACGUCGACAAUUUCCGCCGUGGAAGGACCAACAUACUUGUGGUCACAGAUGUGGCGGCGCGCGGUGUCGAUAUUCCGGUGCUGGCAAACGUAAUCAACUACGACUUCCCUCCUCAGCCGAAGGUGUUUGUUCAUCGAGUUGGAAGAACUGCUCGAGCGGACAAGGAGGGUUGGAGUUACAGCAUUAUGCAAGACUCUGAUGCUCCCUAUCUGAUCGACUUGCAACUAUUCCUGGGCAGGAAGCUUAUACUGGGUCGAGAAGGCGGCAGCUCGCCAUCGUACAAGACCGAUAUGGUGGUCGGUACUCUGCAGCGCUCAGAGAUCGAGGCGCAAGUCGAGUGGCUCAAUAAGCUCUUGAAACAAAACGAGGACGUCAAAGCACUGCGGAGUGUUGCCGCAAAAGCAGAGAAGCUCUACACGAGGACCAAAAACCCGGCAUCAAGUCAGAGCGCAAAGAGAGCAAAAGAGGUUGUCGUAUCAGAUGGAUGGAACCAACUGCACCCGUUGUUUGGAGAGUUUGAUGAUGAGGUUGAAAAUGCGCGUAAUGAUAUGCUGGCUAGGAUCAGCAAAUGGACCCCAAAGGAGACUAUUUUUGAGAUCAAUAUGGGCAAAAAGACCGCAACCAACCCCGGAGCGGAAGUCAUGAGGAAAAUCCGGGCCACAAUCGUACCAAAGAAUCGAGUGGAGAAGAAGGGCGAAGCGGAGGAAGCGACUGAAGAUGUUGACAUGGCCGACGCACCAUCAGCACGGGCACGAGAGAGCGAUGAGGACGAGGAGUCUGUGGCGAGCGAAGAUGGCGACGAUUCUCAAUCCGAAGAUGAGGAGGAUGGCGCCUUCAACCACGACGUGGUUUACCCCACUGACAACAACAACAACAACAACGCACCUAACAACGACAAGAAGAAGUCCUACAAGGACUCGGAGUUCUUCAUGUCGUACACGCCACGCACGAUCAACGCAAACGAAGAAAAGGGAUACAGCGUCAACAACGGCGGGGCGUCGUUCGUGCAGGCAGCGCGUGACGUGACGAUGGACCUGACCAACGACGACGGGGCCAAGUCGUUCGGCGAGCCGGCGCGGGCCAAGAUGCGCUGGGACAAGAAGCAGAGCAAGUACGUGUCGACGGCCAACGACGCGGACGGGUCCAAGGGCGCCAAGACGCGCAUGAUUCGCGGCGAAUCGGGCGUCAAGAUCGCCGCGUCGUUCCAGUCGGGCCGCUUCGACCGCUGGCGCCGCGAGCACCGCCUGGGCCGGCUGCCCGGCGUGGGCGAGAUGGAGAAGAGCGGGCUGGCGCGGCUGGCGAACGACAGCGGGCCCGGCGGCGACGGGCCCGGCGGCGGGCAGCGCCACUUCAAGCACAAGCAGGAGAAGGCGCCGAAGGAGGCGGACAAGUACCGCGACGACUACCUCGAGCGCAAGAAGAGGGUCGCCGAGGCCAGGGAGAAGAGGAUCGGCAAGUUCAAGGACGGCGCGGGCAGCAGGCGCGAGAUCAAGAGCAGGGACGACAUCAAGAAGUCGCGCAAGGUCGAGGCGCUCAAGAAGGCCAAGAACGCCCGGCCGUCGAAGGGUGGCAAGAGGUAA